AUGGAUGCAAUUGGUUUUAUGUUUGUCGAGGUAAUGAGAUGUGCGACAGUGUUGGUUAAUCCUUUAGUUGGUAUUUGCAGCUUUAAUACCUUUAUGAGCAGCAGCUCACAGUUUGGAUACUGGGGAAGCGACGAAAGUUGGAGUUCGUCAGGAAGGGAGGAUCCUAAGUCGUCUUCAGAAACAAGUACAAAGGAGGCAGAAAUCAGGGACAUGGCACACGUAGUCGAUCCAGAUCCGGAGAUUGGUUCGCUCACUGCCCAUCUAGACGGUGAGCCAGCCCAGACUAUAGUGAUGAACCCGCGUCAGAGAGCCAUAGAUAUCAAAACAAAUGUGUUAGGCAUUUUACCAACAUUCUCUGGACGGAGGAACGAGUGUCCGUAUGCAUUCUUAAAUGAGUUCAGCAAGUUGUGCAGUAUUCAGAAAAGGCCCAAAGACACAACAGAAGAGCAUUACCGCCUACGUGCGAUUCCGUUCCCCUUGAAAGGAGAGGCCAAUACCUGGUUACUAAGGUUACCUUCGGAUUCCAUUCGUACAUGGAGAGAUUUCAAGUUGGAUUUCCUGGAUUACUUUUUCCCGUCAAACAAAACGAACGCCCUCAAAAAGGAAAUCGUGGAGUGUAAGCAAGAGUAUGACGAGUCUCUGAGUCAGUAUUGGUCGCGGUUUAAGGGAUUGUUGGAUGCCUGCCCGAAUCACAAAAUGAUUGAGGCAGAGAUUUAUUAUCUGUUCUAUGAAGGGGCAAACCCCGAGUCGAAGGAUUUGAUGAAUUCCUCGAGCGGGGGAAAUUUCACAAAGAAAAAGGGGAGUGUAGCCAGAGAGAUCUUGGGAAAGUUGAUUGAAGCUAAAAAGGCAUACGACAGCCCGAGGAAUGCUAUGAGGAGAGGGUCAGCAAAUGCGCUGAGAGAGCAAGAUGACGAAAGAGUUGAGGCGAGAAUAGAUAGGCUUGAGAAAGCACUCCUGAAUGCAAUCGAGAACACUAAUUCAACAGCCUCACAAGAAAAAGAAAAACCUCCAGGUCCAGGAGAAAUUUCAUCCCAACAAUACUAUGGCCCUCAAGAGGGAGACUACUAUGGAAGUUGGAAUCCGGGGAGACAGAGGGAUGCACCCUGGAGGAACCAUCCCAAUUUUAGAUGGUCUGACAACGAUCCGAACCAACCACCCCCACAACAGAACACUCAGUUGACACAUCAACCAGAAAGACAGACUAAUUGGUCUGGGAGAAAUCAGGAGGGGCAAACCAACUGGAACAACCGGAACCUGAGAGACCACUCUAAUUGGGGGAAUAUGAAUCAGACUCAGGGAAACUCUUAUGUGCCGCCACACCAGAUGAACCACACUGGAAAUUAUCAGAAUUCCCAACCACCUUACCAAGGGAACCAAGGGCCAGGUCCAGCGAUGAGGAAGGAGGAAGAAACGCCUUCCGUGAAGGGCAAUGAAAAGAAGGAUCUAAUUCCUGAGUCCAAGAAUUCGGAAGCAGAGGGUUCGAGGAAUAGAGAUGACCUUCAGGCAGGUGAUCUGGGGAAACCGCUACCUAGAGAAACUAAACCAUUCUUUCUAGACCCAGAGCUGGAAGCGGAGAAGGAAUUAGCAUAG
Messenger RNA from Salvia splendens (bonfire salvia), 1590 nucleotides. RefSeq lists its product as uncharacterized. The transcript is spliced from 5 exons. The record is from RefSeq and is a predicted model, not a curated record. The coding region runs from base 1 to 1590 and encodes 529 amino acids. Lineage: Eukaryota; Viridiplantae; Streptophyta; Magnoliopsida; Lamiales; Lamiaceae.